Carlito syrichta (Philippine tarsier) is the source of this 3244-nucleotide messenger RNA. Its product is annotated as serine/threonine-protein phosphatase 2A 55 kDa regulatory subunit B gamma isoform-like. Gene Ontology annotation, biological process: peptidyl-serine dephosphorylation. Gene Ontology annotation, molecular function: protein phosphatase regulator activity. The coding region runs from base 1 to 615 and encodes 204 amino acids. NCBI's taxonomy places the organism in Eukaryota, Metazoa, Chordata, Mammalia, Primates, Tarsiidae. The record is from RefSeq and is a predicted model, not a curated record. The transcript is spliced from 4 exons. Gene Ontology annotation, cellular component: cytosol; protein phosphatase type 2A complex.
AUGGCGGUUGUUGAUGUCCCCGAAGGCGCGGCCGGGCCCAGCCCGCCCCGCACUUCUGCCCAGGACCCCCCGAGAGGCUGGCGCUCAGCGCUCACCCAAGACGGCACAGCCAGAUGUGGGCCCCGGGAGGUCCCGGACCCUCCGCGGCCGUGGGCGCGCCGGGGGUCCCAUCCGGCCCCCCUUGGGGACCCUUCUCGGGGUCCGCUUGCUCACGGGCCGGUCCCCCGCCAGGUCCACGACUACCUUCGGAGCAAGCUCUGCUCGCUGUAUGAGAACGACUGCAUCUUCGACAAGUUCGAGUGCGCCUGGAACGGGAGUGACAGCAUGACCAUGACGAUUGCCUACAACAACUUCUUCCGCAUGUUCGACCGCAACACCAAGCGCGACGUGACCCUGGAGGCCUCGCGGGAGAGCAGCAAGCCCCGGGCCGUGCUCAAGCCGCGGCGCGUGUGCAUGGGCGGCAAGCGCCGGCGCGACGACGUCAGCGUGGACAGCCUGGACUUCACCAAGAAGAUCCUACACACUGCCUGGCACCCGGCCGAGAACAUCAUCGCCAUCGCGGCCACCAACAACCUCUACAUCUUCCAGGACAAGGCGAACUCCGACAUGCACUAGGCGCGGCCCUCACGACCGCCGCACGGGCGGGGGGGCUUUUGGGGCCUUGUCCCCGCUCCCCUGGCCGCGUGGCCCUUGGCAGCUGUGGUGCGUGGAAGCAAAGGUGGAAGAGCCAAGUUCGCAGCCACAGGGCGUGACGCCGACGGUUCAGGGUCUUUCGUCCACGCCUUCUCGGCCGCGGCCUUUGCCGCUCUCACCGGACUUUCCCUGUGUCUGGGUCCGUUCUCGCUCCGGCGUGUCAGCCGGCAGGGGCGUGGGGAGCGGCUCUCCCCACAGGCCCGGGGUCCCCCGUCCGACCUGGGCUUCGGGUGGCGACGGAGCAGCUUGCCUGUUCAGAGCCGACGGUCUCCCACUGCUCCGGGAUGGCGGGCGUCUGCCGAGGCUGGGCGGGGGCAAGCCCCUCCCUUAGGUUUUCUGGAUGUCUUCGGGCAGCCUGGGCGCCAGGCGCCAGGCCCCGUGCGGCUCCCGGGGCGAGAGGAGGGGCCGCGGGAGCCUCUCCGAGGGUGCCUGUCGUCCUUGCCUGACUUUGCCACCGUUUGCCCGGGCUCUGGGUUCUUCGCCUUCUUUUAGAGGCAGGGUCUCACUCUGUUGGCCAGGCUGGAGCGCCGUGGCGGGGGCCUAGCUCGCCGCAGCCUGGAGCUCCUGGGUUCAGCGGUCCUCCGGCCCCGGCCCCCCGAGUAGCUGGAACGACAAGCACACGCCACCACACCCGGCCAACUUUUGUGCUUUUUGUAGGGGUGGGGUCUUGCUGCGUCACCCAGGCUGGUCCCGAACUCCUGGCCUCCGUGCAGAGCCUGUGUGAGUGCCGGGCGCGAUGCUUGGCCUGGGAGGCGGCCGGUGUCCGCCCUGUGGCCCUCUGCAGGAGCUUUCCUGUGUCGUCUGUCUCUCAGCGUUGCGCGAGCUGACACAGGCUCCCACCCAGGAUCUUUUCGGCCCCUCCCCAUGGCCGCGAGGUCGGUGUCCACUCUUCCUCCGCAGACACCAGCUGCCUGCUUGCAGUGUGCCAGGCCCUGAGCUGGGCGCCAGGGGUCAGAGGUGAAUACGUACGAUGCCCCGCCCACACGGGGCAACCGAGGCUCUGAACAGACAAAUGGGUCGCUCUGGUGGCACCCGGGUCCUUGCACAUGGUCCUCUCCGGUCUGGCACGUUAGCGGCUCGUGUGAAGGCCACGUGCUCAUGGCAGGUUCUGGAAGGGCAGCGCCUCUGUGUCCUGUGGCGAGCAGGCGUAACGAGGCCAAGGCUCCCGGGAGAACGAAGGCGCAGGCCGCAUGGACAGCAUGCCCAUCGCUCUGCUCGGUGGCUGGGAGCACGGCCCGCCCGUGGACGUCCGCUUCGCCCUGCUCUUCCUUUCCAAAUGCACUGAGGACAUUGCAUGCUGUGACCGUCGUCGCGUCCGUUUCCUCUAAGGACACACCCCGUCCCAGAGAACACUGUCAUUCGGGAGGCCGCCUCUGACAGGGGGGCCGCAGGGCAUGUGGGGUGUCCACAGCCGGUCCUCCCGUCCGGCCAGGCCAGACCGCCCGGCCCACGACGUCUGUGCCCACGCGUUGCCGCGGCGCCACGCGGCUCGGCGUUUGAUUUGGAAAGCGAGCGCGGGGCGCCCGGCCCAGUCCAACUUUCGUUUUUGCCAGAUGUAACAUAACCUAGGAAAUAGACCAGCUGAGGUUGUCCUCAACGGAUCACGGUAUUCUUGUGUGUGUGUAAAAGCACAAAACGCAUGUGCACUCUCACUUCCGGCCAUAGAACAUGUACACAGGGAAAUGGAUCCAUUCGUUUUUGUUUUUAAAUCAACGUGAAUGAAGAAUGUUUGUUUCUAUAUUGCUGUAAAAUCCAGGUGGCCUGGACAGUAUUAUAUGUACAUAUCUCUUCUACUUAAAUUUACUUUCUUCCUCCUUGUAAAGGGGUCCGAGAAUGCGGUAAGUUGUACAGAAGUCUUGUCGAAGCCAAAACCCGGCGCUGAGGGCCUGGCCCACGCCCCGGACGGCUGGCACACGCCAGCUCCCUUUGGGGGGUCAGCCGUUCAGAGCGGAAACGUGUGUUUGCAGCUGGCGGCCACCGUUGAACCCGAGGUUUCACAUCUCCCCAUCUUACACGGUCUUCGAAAAGGAGUCUCAACAGGUUCCUAGUUCCUUCUGUUUCAAACCGUGGGUUCCAGAUCAAAAAGAAAGAAAGGAAAAGCUCCUCUUCGAAGAAAAGCGCAUCUUUGGACCCCUGGAAAAUGGCGACGCCCGGAGCAAGUCGUGGAUAAGAAAACGUGGGUUGAGGGGAGACGCGGGGGCGGGGGAGGCUGCGCCCGAACGGGCGGAAGGACCCGCGUGACCGUCACAGACGUGGCGCCCUCGUCCUGCUCGUCCAGCCGCCGGCCUUGAAUGCCCGCGGGCGCUCGUGCGGCCUCGUGGGGUGCGGGGCUUCCUUCGGUCUUGCUUGGAGCGCGCCGUCCUCGACGGGGCCGACCUCGGGGCGGUGCUGCUGUGCGUGGUGGCGAAGCUGUCAGGCUGCGCGUUCGGACUCGAGCUCAUCGGUGCAUUUUUCUUCCUUUGGUGUCUCACAAAGUAUCCAACUGUGGAAUAAAAUUAUAAAUAUGUUAAUACCAGCUUUUUCCAAUAAAAUAACAAAUGUUACAUCGACA